Clunio marinus is the source of this 219-nucleotide messenger RNA. The record is from the annotation of a GenBank genome assembly. Lineage: Eukaryota; Metazoa; Arthropoda; Insecta; Diptera; Chironomidae.
AUGAAUCUGCUUCUAAAACUUUCAGUCUGUGAAAGUUUUGAAGCAGUGACGCAUGAAAAUUUCAAAGAUUAUCUCACACAGUACACAGUCUUGGAAAGAAGCGAUAAAGCAAUUUAUAAAAGCACCCGACAACAAAGCAAAAAUGUUGUUUUAAUUAAUGGUAUGAUAAGAAAGAAAUUAAGAGUUGUGGAGUUGGUUGCUUGGAUGGUUCAGGGGUGA